GAACGGGCAGGCAGACGGGUGUGGAGACAGGUGAGGUGAGCCAGUGGCAUUACAGGAAGAGAGAUCUCCGACGACAGACAUGGCUAAAUUCCUGUCAGGAACUCAGAUCAACGAGUUCAAGGAAUGUUUCUCCUUGUAUGACAAGAAGCGCAAGGGGAAGAUUGAAGCCAAGGACCUGAUCACAGUUAUGCGCUGUCUGGGGACGAGUCCCACCUUCGGCGAGAUCGACAGACACCUGCAGGUCCACAAGAUAGAUAAGAAGGGCGAGCUGGACUUCUCCACCUUCCUGACCAUGAUGCACCGGCAGAUCCAGCAGGAGGACCCCAAGGCGGAGAUCCUGGAGGCCAUGAGGAUGACGGACAAGCAGAACAAGGGCUACAUCCUGGCUUCUGAGCUCCGGACCAAGCUCACCAAGCUAGGAGAGAAGCUAACUGAUAAAGAAGUGGACGAGCUGUUCAGAGAAGCCAACGUGAAGUCUAAUGGCAAGGUGCACUACGAGGAGUUCACCAGGAUGGUGACACUACCGUCAGUGGAUUACUGAGGGACAGGAGGAGGUGACGUCCUUUAUGAUAGGGAAGCAUGGUCAUGGAAGGGACCUGGUUAUGCAUGCACUGAGCAUUACCCAACCACCUCCAUGCACAUAAUUUAUUGAUCAUCUAGGUUUGUAUCUAUUGUAGGCUACGUUCUAUCAUUUAUACAAGUGCAUUUGAUUAAUUAAAUGGAUGAAUCUUUUUUUAUUUUU
Coregonus clupeaformis (lake whitefish) is the source of this 742-nucleotide messenger RNA. Its product is annotated as calmodulin-like protein 4. Gene Ontology annotation, cellular component: myosin II complex. Gene Ontology annotation, molecular function: calcium ion binding. The record is from RefSeq and is a predicted model, not a curated record. Lineage: Eukaryota; Metazoa; Chordata; Actinopteri; Salmoniformes; Salmonidae. The coding region runs from base 80 to 541 and encodes 153 amino acids. The transcript is spliced from 5 exons.